Messenger RNA from Cherax quadricarinatus, 1030 nucleotides. The record is from RefSeq and is a predicted model, not a curated record. NCBI's taxonomy places the organism in Eukaryota, Metazoa, Arthropoda, Malacostraca, Decapoda, Parastacidae.
GCCAUCAACCUUCUCCAAGUGAUGUCGUUUCCUUCACUUCUUUUCACAGGUGUGAUGGUGGUGGUGGCUGGUGUAGUGUGUAGUCAGGAGGACACCGUAGCAAUAGUGACCAUCCCAGAGGUCGCAGGUUACCUCACCAACCCCUGCCAUCUGUUGUACCAGCGACACAACAACCAGGAUGACAACCCUGACCCACUGGCGACCUUUGACCCACUGGUGACCUACGAACAGCUGCAGCAAGUUGCCCUCACUAACAUCCACUUUGCUAACGUCUCGCUACUAGCCAUUCAAGAUAUUUUGGAUAAUGAGUGCAACACACCUUUCACUCUCAACACUCUGCCACCAGUUCCCUUCAUCACUGGUGUACAGCAAGAAGGCCAUCCGACUAAGCAUCGAGAACUGGUUUUCUUGCUGGGUCAUCUUUACUUUGCUAUCAACAACACUGAUUCCAGCACUUCUUUCUGUACCCACAGACCAACCCUUUUCCCAACAGCUCAGGGGCUUCCUGCGGUGGUCGUAGCCUUUGAGCUGCAUUCUCAUCUCCGGAUCCGCGCUGCGCUACUCAUCUUACAACGACGAUUCGGAACACCACAUGACAACUCCCCGGCUGACAACCAACUGUCCGUGGUGUCGACACAGAAGAGGUUCUCGCGGAGGAAGGGAGUUCUUAAGCCUAGCCAAUGGUCACACUUGGGACUUUUACAUCAACGCUCUUCCACAGCUUUCUUGGUGGCCCUCAAACACUACCUAACUCGUGAAUACUCCAGUGACCAUAGCUUCUACACGGCCCCUGAUUCCUCCAACAUUCACGGAGCUUCUGGCUAUACAGACGUCCAUGGUCUCUCCAACACUCUGGGCUCACAAAACAAAUUUAUUGACUCCUCCAACAGCGGCUCCCUUGAUGUCAGUUCUUCGAGAAACUUCGACUUUCAGAAAGACCUUGAAUGCUUCAAUUCUUCAGGUGGUUUUCAUUGUUUUAACCGCAAGAAGAACACCGUCAAUUAGGCAGAUAUCUUCGACGCUGAUAGAU